GAUACAGUAUUCUGCUCGUACAUCUGAUCGUACGGUUGCAUAUUCGAGAAAGUAGAUGUAAAUUAUUAUCUCCGCUCUAGUCUUUGUGCUCUGAAGGUUGUAGGCCUCCCUUCAUCCACUGAAACACCACCUCGCUGCUGCACUGAUGCGUUUACAGCGCCUGGAGUAAAGACACUGCAUCGUUUCCCAUCCGCGAGCGCACAAUGAAUGAAUGAACGAGGCAAGUGAUGCUGUGUGCUCUGCCAGCUCGGGGUAACGCAUAACAGCUUUUGUUCUGUAUUUGUCCGCUUGCAAUAACGAACUUGGCGUGGCGUUAAGAUGUUCCCGUCGUGCUACUCCAAGCCCAAAAAUGGGUCUCAAUUCAAGAUGUCUUACACUAAAGUGAUUUUUGGGGUGUUGGUGGUGUAUGUCCUCCAUACGUGCUGGGCCAUGUACGGCUUCAUUCACACCAAACCCUGUGACAGCGCUAAAGGGGACAGCUGCGUUGCAUCUUACCUUACUGUCAAGCCUCGACUUCAGCUCAGUAUCUAUUCCGCUCUGGACCCCAGUGAUGAAACUGGAUACAGCCUGCUGUUCAAAGUGGACAGAUUUGACAUUAACACCAAGUUUGAAAGGCAAGCUGACAUUUUGUGUGGGUCUGUGUGA
This is a messenger RNA of Sinocyclocheilus grahami, 645 nucleotides long. Its product is annotated as cleft lip and palate transmembrane protein 1-like protein. Bases 319 to 645 code for a protein of 108 amino acids. The transcript is spliced from 2 exons. Gene Ontology annotation, cellular component: membrane. The record is from RefSeq and is a predicted model, not a curated record. Lineage: Eukaryota; Metazoa; Chordata; Actinopteri; Cypriniformes; Cyprinidae.